Molecule: messenger RNA, 3980 nt
Organism: Boleophthalmus pectinirostris (great blue-spotted mudskipper)
Lineage: Eukaryota; Metazoa; Chordata; Actinopteri; Gobiiformes; Gobiidae
Product: microtubule-associated protein 2-like
Exons: 17
Coding region: 186-3980 (1264 amino acids)
Biological process (GO): microtubule cytoskeleton organization; neuron projection development
Cellular component (GO): neuron projection
Molecular function (GO): microtubule binding
Source: RefSeq, a predicted model, not a curated record
UAGCGCCGCUCUGCUCCCCCACGUCCAGACCCUGCUCCCGAAGACGUCCGCCGCCGAAAGUUGAACGCCUCAAGGAAACCAAGCUGGAUUAGCAGUUUGUUUGCGCAGGUUUGAGCUGAUCUGAGUCCGCCUGGUUCAUCAGUGAAGACCGCUCUUAAAGACAGGUGAGCGUCCGUACCCCAGGCAUGGCAGACGGUCAGGAGCACUGGACCUCCAACGGUCAGGAGAACGGAGAGAACGGAUACUCCUCCUACAGCGCCACCUACAGGGAGAACGGAUACCACGCGGCGGGAGGGGGAGGGGCCACGGGAGCACCCACAGUGGACGAGUCGGCCAACCUGCCUCCCUCCCCUCCCCCCUCCCCGUCGGCCGAGCAGAGCGGGGCCGCGGCACCAGCAGAGAAGGUUGGGGUUAGCUUCUCUGAGGACGUAGCUCAUGAUGUAGAGACCCCCUCUCCCCAUGAAGAAGGCCCCUGUGAUCAGUCAGAGCCGGGGGGGCCCACACAGGCACUGCCCCCCCAGGUGCAAAACGGAGGAAGUCACCCAGGUUCCCAUACUCCACCAGAGACAGCCCCACCUGAAGAAGUUCUCGAGAAGGCCACCGAAGAAACUGCCAAAGACAAGGAAGACCAGAUGGAGUUAGCACAUGCAAAGGGAGAGCCAGAAGAUGCAGAUGUAGCGAAUGCUGGAGCUUCAAGCCAAAAGGAGGUGGCCAUGACAAAGGAUGACAACCUGGAAUCACAAGUUGAGAAGAUAUCAGUAAAGGAUGCUGAUGCUGCCGGAGGAGAAGAGGUCUCAAAAGUGGAAGGAAGUGAAAUUCCUCAGACAAAAAAAUAUCAAGAUGACGAAAGACCACCAACAUCUAGUCCAGAACCGUUACCAGAAGUAAAAGAACAAGACACAACCUCAAAAAGCUACUUUGAAACAACCAAAGAAGAUUCUUCAAGCUAUUAUGAGUUGACUACGGAAGCUCCCACUAAAAAGUCAAACCUUAGCAUUACCGUUGGACCCACCACAGAGCCAGAACAAACCUCAAUGAAGUUCUCAGAAGGUUUGUGUCCUUCAGACCUGGAGAACAUUCACCCACCCACACCAUUUGUAAAAGGUCUACCGCCACCGUUCCCUCCAGCUGUGUCGGUAACCCCAACUUUAACUGAGUCUCCUGAAGAAGCAGCAGAAUGUUCCUGGUCUGAGAAGCGUAGUUCAAUGCUUCAACAGUCUGAUAGUCUUUCUGAGAUGUUGGACCUAGCUGGAGCUCUGCCUAGAUUGUCUUUGGAGAAGAGAGAGGAGCAUGUGAGGAGAAAGUCUGUAGCCUCCAUGCCAUCACUGGAAGGAAAAACUCUGGAUGACUUUGCGACUGGCGACCAGCGAACUGUUGGUGGAGAAAGUCCUAUGGAAGAUCUGGGAUAUUGCAUCUUCAGUGAAUAUGCCGGUCCAAUGCCUUCUCCCGCAGAUUUGCCAAGUCCUGUUGAGUCAACACCCCUGAGAUUCCCAUCAGUUGAGAGUGAAGGAGGAGAUGAUCACGGAGUUGCUGAAGUUCAAAAGAGCGUCCAACCAGAUCCAAAAGCAAUGCUACCUGAAAUACUGCAACGGCCAACACUGGAGCGGAAGGACUCACCAGGCAAGAUGUCGCUAAUUCUUGAGAAAGCAGUUCCGAGUGGACUGAAACCUGAUCGUCUCAAAAUUCCAGUCUCUGCUUCUAAGGACCGUCUUGAUGGUGGUCCUCCUGGAGAUAUAACAAUUCAACCGAUCCCGGAGGUGGACAUUGAGAAAGAUCCUUCAAGAGAAGCAUCACCCAUUCCACCUGACUGCUCUUUUACAUUUAGCUGUGCCGAAACAGGAUGCAAGUCUCCCUGUUCUCCAAACACACCCAAAUCACCAAAUGUUGCUCAGAAUACCGAUAUGACACAGCAAGAAGCUCCAAACGCUGAGGAACCUAGUAAGAUAGAAGAAGAAUCAAGCAAGACUGAAACCUCUGAUACUCCGUGUGAGUUGUCUCAAGAAUGCAAAGAAGUAACAAGUGAACCAGCAAGGGAAGAUUGUCCAAAGAAGUUAGAGAUAGAUCCUCAAGAGACUUCACGUGUCCGAAGUCCAUCCCCCAUUAUCAUUAUACCUCAAGCAUCCCAAGUGGAGGAGACCGAGGAAGACGACUUUGAAAUAGCUGAAGAACCCUCAGAAGUAAUCGAGGAAACUGAAGAUGUAGCACCUUCAAAACCAAGCGUGGAAGAUAAGGAAGAUAAAGGUAAAGAAGGACAAAAGACAGAAACAAUUUUGCUUCUAGUUGGAGAUCAGGUGGUAGAAGAUGAUCCCAGGUCUGGAGCAGAGGAAUGGAGCCACAGUGGAAUCAACAGUGACGAUGGCGAACAAGCUACUGACAGUUCGCAUCUAUCUCCAUGCUCUGACCCUGAUGUGCCCCAACAGCUGGAAGAAGGUAACAAGACUGGCGAGGAGGAAAAGGCGGAAGUUAUCAAGGAACCUCAAUCCACAGAUGAAGACCAAAGCAAAGAUCUUGUCGAUGUAGCUAAAGAAGAGACAUCCGAAGUCCCUCAGGAGAUCAAGGUAGCAGAGAACAUGGAAGACAUCUUUGACCAACCAACUGAGGAAGGAACCGCGGGAGACGUCUCCAUACUGGACACGGACAGUGGAUGGUUAGACACUCAAGAUGAAGACAAAAGCAUCGUAUCGGAACGAAUCGAGGAACUUCCAAAAGUCGAAAGCGCAAGCAGUGCUCGCGCGGCGGACAAACCUAGUAAACGUACCUCUGGCAAAGUACGUGGCCCACCUUGCCACUCCGAGAGCCGAGCCAAUCGCAAAGCUGCCGGUCAAGUCACCAAAGAAGACAUUAAGAAAAAACGAGUUGGGAUAAGGAAGGCUGAGCAGAAUAAACUGUCAGUCCUCCGCUGUAGCUCACCGUCUCGAAAGAACGUCCGUCAUCCCAGGCCUUCUGCUAGACGCAAGGCCCCAGGCAUGGAGAGUCAUCAGCCGCUCAGUGUGGCCCACCAGUCCAGGGAGAGGACAACGGAGAGAACAUACAGGAGUCCAGAGAAGAAGUCGUCCCUCCCGAGGCCCGCCAAGUCUCUGACCCGCCACAUCCCCGCGGCAGAACAGGAGGAUGGCGCCCCCACCAGGCCGACCUCGCUGCGCACAGACCACAGAGGGGGCGCCCGCUCCAGCAGAGGGCCUAGUGGCACAGGCACAGACUCCAGCCGGUCCCGGUCAGCCCGCAGCGGCACCUCCACGCCCACCGCCGUCACCCCCGGCACCCCGCCCAACUACUCGUGCCGCACCCCGGGCUCCCGCACCCCCGGCUCGCACACGCCCAAGUCCUUCUCCGUGCUCCAGGAGAAGAAGGUGGCGGUGAUCCGGACCCCCCCCAAGUCGCCCUCGUCGGCCCAGAGGCAGCUCAAAGUGAUCAACCAGCCCCUGCCCGACGUCAAGAACGUCAAGUCCAAGAUCGGCUCCACGGCUAACCUCAAGCACCAGCCCAAAGGGGGACAGGUGAUGAUCCCCAGUGUUAAACUGGACUUCAGCCACGUCCAGGCCAAGUGUGGCUCUCUGGACAAAAUGCACCACCACGCAGGAGGAGGCAACAUUCAAAUUCAGACCAAGAAGAUUGAUUUAAGUCACGUGACCUCCAAGUGUGGAUCUAUGUCGAAUAUUCACCAUAAACCAGGCGGAGGACAGGUGAAGAUCGACAACGUGAAGCUGGACUUUAAAGACAAGGCCCAGCCCAAGGUGGGCUCUCUGGACAACGCUAGCCACACCCCAGGAGGAGGCAAUGUCAUGAUCGAGAACCACAAGCUGAUGUUCCGGGAGACGGCCAAAGCUCGCGUGGACCAUGGAGCAGAGAUCAUCAGCCUGGACACGGGUGGCACCUCCCCCAGGCUCUCCUCCGCCGGCAGCAUCAACCUCAUGGAGUCCCCCCAGCUGUCCACGCUGGCCCAGGACGUGACCGCCGCACUGGCCAAACAGGGAUUAUGA